Hemicordylus capensis (graceful crag lizard) is the source of this 1948-nucleotide messenger RNA. RefSeq names its product methionine sulfoxide reductase B2 (gene MSRB2). Gene Ontology annotation, molecular function: peptide-methionine (R)-S-oxide reductase activity. The record is from RefSeq and is a predicted model, not a curated record. NCBI's taxonomy places the organism in Eukaryota, Metazoa, Chordata, Lepidosauria, Squamata, Cordylidae. Gene Ontology annotation, biological process: protein repair; response to oxidative stress. The transcript has 5 exons. The coding region runs from base 290 to 754 and encodes 154 amino acids. Gene Ontology annotation, cellular component: cytoplasm.
GCAGGAGGAGGGCUUCUUCCUUCGGAGCAGGCAUGUCCUGUUAGGAAGCAGAGCGAGGCUGUCAUACUGGUUGCCAAUGGCACAGUAAGGCAGUGGUUACUUUGGAAAACUGGUUGGUUGAAGUGCCGCCAAGUCGGUGUCGACUCUUCGCGACCACAUCGAUUCUCUCCAGCAGCAUGAUCUGUCUUCAAGGUCUCUCAGUGCGGCAUGCAUUGCUGUCGUAAUGGAGUCCAUCCACCUUGCUGCCGCUCGUCCUCUUCUUCUCUGGAAAACUGGUUAGGGUAGCCAAAUGGAAAGGAAAGGCUUAGAAAAAGACCGGGGCUCUUUGACAAGGUACGAUGAAUCGAGCGUUACCGUUGACUGGCAAAAGAAGUUGACUCCUGAGCAGUUUUAUGUCACCAGGGAAAAAGGAACUGAAUUGCCUUUUAGUGGGAUCCAUUUAACAAACACAGAGCCCGGGAUGUACCACUGCGUAUGCUGUAGCACUCCGUUGUUCAGCUCAGAAGCCAAGUAUGAUUCUGGCACCGGGUGGCCGUCCUUCUCGGAAGCAUACGGAACACGUGGCACAGAUGAGAGCAAUACGAAUAUCCUGAGACGGUCGGAUAAUUCAUUAGGAUCAAGUGGUAUGGAAGUCAUUUGCAAAGAGUGUGAUGCCCAUCUGGGCCAUGUGUUCAGUGAUGGUCCCGAACCAUCUGGGCAGAGAUUCUGCAUCAACAGCGUUUCAUUAACAUUUAAACCAUGCUCAAGCCAGUGAGGCCUUUCAUCUCUACAGCCCACACAUGGAUAACGCUCAGGAUUUUUUUUUUGCCAGAGAGGGCCGCCUUGAAAACCUGUCAGGAGGCCGGUGUUUGCCACCAUUGUGACUAUUUCAUGUACAUACAGUAUACAUGUGUAGAUGCUGAGCUACUGAUGUGAGUGAGAACAUUCCACAGUGGAACAUGCUCCUUUGAUGCCCUCUCUGGACAUGCUCAUGCAGCUCGUGACCAUGCAGAAGGCUCCAUGAAAUCUCGUGCCGACAGCAGAUCCACACAUACUGUACAAAGGAACACACCUUCUACAUUUUCUGAAUCAAUUGCAUGUUAGUUGACGGUCAAGUUUCUAGUAGGUACAAUAACCAACAUUAUGCAAAUAUACAUGUGUAUAUUUCCAUUGCGGUCAUCUUUGGAGGUCCAUCUCUAGUUGCCACCAGUUCGUCUGGUGACCACACGGAGACGGGCCUUCUUGGUUGCUGUCCCGGGACUAUGGAAUGCACUCCCUAUUGAGAUACGAUCCUCCCCAACUCUGACAAUUUUUAAAAAAUAUUUAAAAAACCAUCUUUUUACUCAGGCUUUUUCAGCUUCUUGAUAAUUUAUAGGUUUUAAUUCUGUAAUUGAUUUUUAAAUUGUUAUUUUAUUUGUUUUCAUGUGUUUUUAUAUGUGUUUUAAACUGUUUUAUAUCAUUGUGAACUGCCCAGAGACACGAGUUUGGGGUGGUAUACAAGUGUGGGUGGUUGGUAAACAAACAAACAAGUGAAUAAACAAGUGAAUAAAUAAAUAAAGGUGUGGUUUGCAUAAGCAUGGCAUAACUAAAAUAUAAUAUAUCAUAUUUACUCGAAUUCAAGACUAGGUUUUUUUCAAGUUCUUUCCUAUUAGAAAUUGGGGGUUUGUCUUAAAUUCAGAGUUUUCUUCCUUUCAUUUUAAUAUGUGUAUAACCCAGCCUGGUCUGCUACAGUAACCUUUCUUUAUAGAUCUAUAGCAAUAUGGGAAACAAUAUUUAUUUCAUUCUAGCCUGUUUUUCUCCCCAUUUGUUCACUUGACAGACAUCGGAAUGUUCUCAAUUCACAUAGAAUAUGUCUUCAUGGAUUUUUGUAUUUGUGAAAUGAGUUUUUCUAAAUAGAAAAACCAAUGCAAAACAGAUUGAAUGUUUACAACUUCCUCUAGCAAUGUUGAAAUAAAAUGGGUUGCUCCCA